AUAGGUAUAGGCUUCCAUUUCCAACUUUGUUCCUGCUCCCAGGACCCUGGGCCCUAGCACUGCUCAACUUGGGAUGCCAUGGGACACACACGGUGACUGUCCUGUCCCUGAGUUGGCCCUGUCUGUCACUUGUUCUUGGUAAGCACUCUCCUUGUGGAUCCCAAAGCACAUCUCGUGGAGAGGGGCCAGGCCUUGUAACCAGCAGAGCCUUGUGAGCUCCUGAGGGCAAGCCAUGAGGACACUUCUCUCUCCUGACCUCCUCACUGGUCUGACACAUGGUGAUGGUCACAUGGUGCUUAACAAUUCCAAGAACUUGAAGAACUCCAAGGCUGGGUCAUCACUGGAGGAAGGAAAACAGUCUGGGCAGCUUGGCUGAGGGUAUUUGGGACUGCUGAGGAUCCUUCACGGAAGAAGUGGUUCUGCCCCCUAGGGGGCAUUUUGGAAAUUUAUGGGCUAUUUUUUCAUUGUCAAAAGGAUUCGAGGGGAUGGGGUGCUACUGGCAUUUCGUCAACCUGGGCGGGAUGCUAGACAUCAUGAAAUGCUCAGACCUCCCUUACUGUGAAGAAUUCCCAAGACAACUUUUGAAUGACCAGCUUUAUGUAUAUGAAAACCCUGUUUAUCUGAGCCUAGAACUGUCUUUGCACAUGUAAACGUGAAAUAGUGUUUGUGCGUUUUGAAAAGACUCAGUUUGCUAGGAAUUCUUUCCCAUGUAAAUUAAGACGACUUUGUUUUGCUUGGCACCUUAACCAAGAGUUUGUUUGCCAUUUUGGAAAAUCGGGUUACCAACAUCAGAGUCACCGAUAAAGCACCGAUAUCAGCUGGCAUUGCAGCUAUUGCAACCACAGCAAUUCUCAUAGGGUGUGGGAUUGGACUACUUCAUUGUACUUUAUUGUCUUCUGGUUUAGUUGUGCUUAAGCCUUCACGUAAUGAAAUACAUGUUAUUAUAAAUUUUAUUCUUUACAGUGAGCACGUUUCAGGUAGUUGUGGUUGUCACAUGUGAUGUAGGAUAUAUUGUCCACAAGUUUCUUUUUUUCUUUUUUCUUUUUUUUUUUGACACAGUCUCACUCUGUCACCCAGGCUGGAGUGCAGUGGCACGGUCUCAGCUCACUACAACCUCUGCCUUCUGGGUUCAAGCAAUUCUUGUGCCUCAGCCUCCCGAGUAGGUGGGAUUACAGGGAUGUGCCACCACAUCCAGCUAAGUUUUGUAUUUUUAGUAGAGGUGGUUUCACCAUGUUGCCAGGCUGGUCUUGAACUCCUCACCUCAAGUGAUACACCCAGUUCGGCCUCCCAAAGUGUUGCGAUUACAGGCAUGAGCCACCAUACUGAGCCCACAAGUUUCAUUUUGAAGUAAUCCAGGGGCCUUGGUUCUGAAAGGGGUGAGGACUGUGGAUCAAAUAGUGAUGGUUUUAAAUGGGAGGGAAUAAAGUCUGCAAAAUUUCCCCAGAUUAUUUUGAAGAGCUCCUCUCCUCCCCACCCCUCCUAUCCUACUUUCUACAGCCUGGUCUAGGGGCAGGAAAUCUGGAAGAUUCUCGGGGGAGGGCCCCAGAACUCAGCUCCCCAGUUAAUGGCUGAUGGAAUUUGCACAACAGCUGGGCAAAGGUGAAAGGGUGGUGCCCUGCCCCAAAUUCCUUAUACCUUUGCUCCGCUUCAUUGACACCCCCACCUUCUCCCCACCCCAGGCUUCACCCAAACUCUGACCUCUUACUCUCUCUACUUAACUCUGGUCCCGGGCAGCCAAGACAAAGCGAAAGGCAAGGCAGCAUGAGCCGAUCACCCCUCAAUCCCAGCCAACUCCGAUCAGUAGGCUCCCAGGAUGCCCUGGCCCCCUUGCCUCCACCUGCUCCCCAGAAUCCCUCCACCCACUCUUGGGACCCUUUGUGUGGAUCUCUGCCUUGGAGCCUCAGCUGUCUUCUGGCUCUGCAGCAUGUCUUGGUCAUGGCUUCUCUGCUCUGUGUCUCCCACCUGCUCCUGCUUUGCAGUCUCUCCCCAGGAGGACUCUCUUACUCCCCUUCUCAGCUCCUGGCCUCCAGCUUCUUUUCAUGUGGUAUGUCUACCAUCCUGCAAACUUGGAUGGGCAUCAGGCUGCCUCUUGUCCAGGCUCCAUCCUUAGAGUUCCUUAUCCCUGCUCUGGUGCUGACCAGCCAGAAGCUACCCCUGGCCAUCCAGACACCUGGAAACUCCUCCCUCAUGCUGCACCUGUGUAGGGGACCUAGCUGCCAUGGCCUGGGGCACUGGAACACUUCUCUCCAGGAGGUGUCCGGGGCAGUGGUAGUAUCUGGGCUGCUGCAGGGCACGAUGGGGCUGCUGGGGAGUCCCGGCCACGUGUUCCCCCACUGUGGGCCCCUGGUGCUGGCUCCCAGCCUGGUUGUGGCAGGGCUCUCUGCCCACAGGGAGGUAGCCCAGUUCUGCUUCACACACUGGGGGUUGGCCUUGCUGGUUAUCCUGCUCAUGGUGGUCUGUUCUCAGCACCUGGGCUCCUGCCAGUUUCAUGUGUGCCCCUGGAGGCGAGCUUCAACGUCAUCAACUCACACUCCUCUCCCUGUCUUCCGGCUCCUUUCGGUGCUGAUCCCAGUGGCCUGUGUGUGGAUUGUUUCUGCCUUUGUGGGAUUCAGUGUUAUCCCCCAGGAGCUGUCUGCCCCCACCAAGGCACCAUGGAUUUGGCUGCCUCACCCAGGUGAGUGGAAUUGGCCUUUGCUGACGCCCAGAGCUCUGGCUGCAGGCAUCUCCAUGGCCUUGGCAGCCUCCACCAGUUCCCUGGGCUGCUAUGCCCUGUGUGGCCGGCUGCUGCAUUUGCCUCCCCCACCUCCACAUGCCUGCAGUCGAGGGCUGAGCCUGGAGGGGCUGGGCAGUGUGCUGGCUGGGCUGCUGGGAAGCCCCAUGGGCACUGCAUCCAGCUUCCCCAACGUGGGCAAAGUGGGUCUUAUCCAGGCUGGAUCUCAGCAAGUGGCUCACUUAGUGGGGCUACUCUGCGUGGGGCUUGGACUCUCCCCCAGGUUGGCUCAGCUCCUCACCACCAUCCCACUGCCUGUGGUUGGUGGGGUGCUGGGGGUGACCCAGGCUGUGGUUUUGUCUGCUGGAUUCUCCAGCUUCUACCUGGCUGACAUAGACUCUGGGCGAAAUAUCUUCAUUGUGGGCUUCUCCAUCUUCAUGGCCUUGCUGCUGCCAAGAUGGUUUCGGGAAGCCCCAGUCCUGUUCAGCACAGGCUGGAGCCCCUUGGAUGUAUUACUGCACUCACUGCUGACACAGCCCAUCUUCCUGGCUGGACUUUCAGGCUUCCUACUAGAGAACACAAUUCCUGGCACACAGCUUGAGCGAGGCCUAGGUCAAGGGCUACCAUCUCCUUUCACUGCCCAAGAGGCUCGAAUGCCUCAGAAGCCCAGGGAGAAGGCUGCUCAAGUGUACAGACUUCCUUUCCCCAUCCAAAACCUCUGUCCCUGCAUCCCCCAGCCUCUCCGCUGCCUCUGCCCACUGCCUGAAGACCCUGGGGAUGAGGAAGGAGGCUCCUCUGAGCCAGAAGAGAUGGCAGACUUGCUGCCUGGCUCAGGGGAGCCAUGCCCUGAAUCUAGCACAGAAGGGUUUAGGUCCCAGAAAUGACCAGCACGCCUACUUCUGCCCUGGUUAAUUUAGCCCUAACUCUCAUCUGCUGGAGAGUCAGCUCCCAAACUGUUCUUUCUUGUAGGCAGAGGGUAUGUGUGUGUGUAUUACAUGGGCCUGUCUAGAGGUUCCAUUUCCCAAUAGGGUGGGUUGCCUUUCCUUGUCUUAAUUAGGCCUAACUGUUCCAGAGCAGAGGCCAUGAUUUAGUGGACCAUGAAUGAAUGAGAUUUUGCCUGUGUACUAUCAAUGCCACUUGAACCCCAGCAUUCACUUUAAUACUUACUGAGCAUCUCCCAUGUGCAAGGUCCUGGAACUACAGUGAUAAGACAGGGUCCAUGCCGUCUCAAGGCAUUUACGGUUUAAAAAGACCUUUGUAAUUACUAACGAAAGUGCAAAGCAGAAAGCAGUCUGUAAUAAAGAUUAAAAUAAUGCCGUGGGAGCAAAGAGGAAGGGAUAAUGAAUUCUGAUUGGGGACAGUGGGAAAGGCUUUAUGCAAGAAGCAAUGAGGAUGGCCUUGACAAAUGAGGAUUUUUGGUUUUGGAAAAUGGAUGCAGAGAAGUUUUCAGGUUCGGGGUCCAGCUUGAGCAAAGCCAUGGGUUGUACAAAGUCCAAGAUAGCUGAGGGGUUUCAAAUUUCUCAGUAGUGAGGGAGUAUAAGUACGGGGAUGAUGGAGAAAUGAAGCAGGAGAGGUAAAGGAUGAGGUCGGACUAUGGGACUUAUGCCUGGGAGACUCCUUCCUUCAACAACUCUAGUGCUGGUGGAAGACCUGAGAGAUCAUCUACAGAAGUUCAAUCCCUUAUUUUGUUAAGAAGAGACCGGAUAGGUAGGGGAGGGAAGAGAAGUGACUCAAGUUUGACAAAUCCAAACCUGGGCUCCCCUCUCCUGCGCCUCGCCCGCUAUUCUUUCUACUCGGCCAGCGUGACUCCAAGACGCGCCACUACCCCUCUACUAGCCGGCCGCCCGGCCUCUCCUCCAGUUACCCUGGCCACUGCGGCGCUCCUCUC
Messenger RNA from Gorilla gorilla gorilla (western lowland gorilla), 4598 nucleotides. It is a transcript of the gene SLC23A3, whose product is annotated as solute carrier family 23 member 3. The transcript is spliced from 12 exons. The coding region runs from base 1762 to 3594 and encodes 610 amino acids. Gene Ontology annotation, cellular component: membrane. Gene Ontology annotation, biological process: transmembrane transport. Lineage: Eukaryota; Metazoa; Chordata; Mammalia; Primates; Hominidae. The record is from RefSeq and is a predicted model, not a curated record. Gene Ontology annotation, molecular function: transmembrane transporter activity.